UUUAAUAAAUAAUUGUCGAUGACAAAUUUAUGUACAUAUAUUCUGGACAUCAAUGAUCACAAAUUGAAAAUGUGAGUUUAUGGCUUUAAGCUCGGGGAAAUAUAAUUAUUAAUUAAAUGGUAUAAUUAUAUAUAUAUAUCCAACAUUCGAAAUAAAUUGAAAAAAGAAAAUAAUUUAGUUGUCACCUCUUUAGAAGUAACGUGCUUUUCAUUCAAUAAAGGUGUUUGAUCGAUAGAUAAUAUGCUUGAUCAGAAAGUAAUUCUUGAAAAAAUCACUAAAAUAUUCAACCUGUUUAUCACAUUCCAGACAAAUUUACAAAUCAGUGAGGUUAGCCAGUCCUGGGCAAAUGACAAGUGCUUGACACCAGAUGACAACUUUCUUUAAUCAAGUUUACAUGUACAACUGUACAAGUACAGUGAAUUCAAGUGGGGUGUCGGCUGAUGGAAAAUGGUGAUGAGGACAAGGACAAUGAACCUGUAGAUGAGGCCUCUGGGGCAUGUGAACGCAUAGAAGAUGGAAGCACAAACUCUGGCAAGAAAAAGAGACCAAAGAAAAAAAAGAAGAAAAAACAGGAUGUUACACACGAAGUUAGUACAUCACCUGUGGAGGUUGAGGAUGAGGUGGAAGCUAGUAUACAAGAGGUCAACCGGAUUCUAGGAAACUCAGGUUUCUCGCUGGAAGACUCCAGUAAAGAAGCUAAUGUUGAGCUAUCACUAACAUUGAAGGCGUUGCUUAGUGUGGAAUACAAAAAUUUAAAUGCAGAUGCAGAGAUGCGAAAAAUAUUUGGUUCACAUGUUGUUCAAGCAGAACAUGGUCGUGGCCGGCAUCGAAACAGAACCAGUCAAAGAAGUGGAAGACUUGUACAACCCAAGGAAAACUGGCCAGUCUUUGGAAGAACAGGCUUGUCCAUGACCAUGAUGCAUCAAGCUGACAGCAAAAAAGCAGGAGCAGGGAACUCUCAAUGUUUCACCUUUGAGCACAGUCCUCAGUACCAGCAGGUUCAGUUCCUCUUUCUGGAUGCUGUGCAGUCUUAUAACCCACAGAACAUUGCUAAUAUCAUUCAUGAACAUCCCUACCAUAUUGAUUCUCUGAUACAGCUGAGUGAAAUAUUCCGAAUGAGUGAAGACCUCCAAACUGCUGUAGAUUUAAUAGAGCGAGCAAUACAUGUGUUUGAAUAUGCAUUCCAUCCCUUGUUUAAUAUUGCCACUGGGAACUGUCGGCUAGACUUCAGGCGUCAAGAAAACAGGGCAUUUUUCUUGGUGUUAUUCAAGCACUUGGUGAAUGUUGGACAAAGAGGAUGCAACCGCACUGCUCUGGAGUUCUGCAAACUUCUUUUGAAUCUUGAUCCUGAUGGUGACCCCUUGUGUGUGCUGCUCAUGAUCGAUUUCUAUGCUUUGCGUUCAGAGCAGUACACGUUCCUCAUCCGCAUGUAUGAAGAAUGGGAGUCUUCACGGAACCUGUUACAGUUGCCAAACUUUGCAUUUUCUGUUCCACUGGCCAUGUUUCAUCUUGCUGGGGAAAAUGAGAACUAUGUCCAGAAGGCUGAUGAGAUGCUGGCAGAUGCUUUGCUUAUGUUCCCGGGCCUUUUGAUGCCUCUGCUGAAUAAAUGUGGCAUUUGCCCAGACAAAGAAGUGUCAAAUCAUUCUUUCUUUGGUGCCAGCUCUCAGUCCAGUCAAAGUCCAGCAUUACUGCAACUUGUGACUCUUUAUGUCAACCGUUGUCAUGCUUGUUGGAAAGAACCAGAAGUUCUUUUUUGGCUUGAAAAGGUGGUGAAGUCAACACUACAGCGGGUUGAUGCUGGCGAUCCUCGUGUACAGAAUUUUGCAGAAAAGAGGAAAAUGCGAUACCAAGGGACCCCUAGAAAUAUUUAUCGACAUUUUAUAAUCUCAGAGAUAAAGGAUGCCACUGCUACGUUGCCUCCUGAACUAGUAAAUACACCUGUGCUAACUUAUGAUCCACUUCCUCCCCAAGAUGCAGUUGUUUCAUACACAAGACCUCAAAGGCCAAGAGCAGCAGAACAGAAUGUCAAUCCUCUCAGUCUUUUUGUCAGAUCAUUGUUGCCAAACUUUGGUUUGCAGGAAGCAGAACUAGAUACUGCAGUAGCAGGAAUAGGGGUUGGUGGGUUAGGUGAGGCAGAGGACCCCGACUACCAGGAACACAAUGAGCUGCGACGUGGUGUUGGUGCAUUGAUGAAUGCUAUGCGGGACCUGCUGAACAAUAUCCGUCUUGCACCACCCCCUGUAGAGAACGGACAAAUAGGUCAAGAGGAGGAAGAAGAGGAGAGGGACGGUGAGGCUGACGAUGAAGAGUGGAACUGAAGUCAUUUGUACCUUGCACUGCAGGAGAGAAGAGAGUCAAGUCACUGAAGGAAAUCCACCUUCUAUUACCAACUUGCUUUCUCUUCAUGCAUUGUGCUUACUUGGUUCUGCAUGCAUGAAUGUGCUUUGUCACGUGAAUGCAUGCCUUGGUGGGUGAGUGGGUGGUUGCAUGCAUGGACGGGUGGGUGAAGGGGUGUGUUUGGGGAGGGGAGCAAGAAAGGUCACCAGUCUAGUAUGCUAGUUCAGUCAACUUUCCUGAGUACUGCAACAUGCCUACUACAUAUUCAGCAGAUUGGAUGACAGAUCUACAUUUUGACUAACCCUCUGUCUUGGUAGUUUUUUCUGCCAAAGCUAUGCAGAGCUCUGAAUUUGAUCUUUGUAAACACUAAAAAUCAGUAUAAUAAUUAUUAUGAAGCGGAGACAUUGUUUUUGAUCAUUGAAUUUGUAUGAGGUAAAUAACCUUUAAUGGAGCCCUACUUGCUGAACGCCUCUUGUGAAAGUCACAUGGUACAUAAAGCUCGUGCCUACAACCCCCCCACCCCCAACUUUCUAUGUUUUGUUUUGGUGAUCUGCUGGUUAUGGUAAUGCAUUCUAAGUGUAAGGUGAUAACAGUUUGGCAGCUGCAACACUUUCUAGAUCUUCUGAUCUUGUUAAGUACUACAUUCUGUUACAUUCUUAAUAAAUAAAAAAUACAUCUUUAACCAAGACCAUUUUAAUAUUUAGAAUAAUGUUUAUCAGCAACUUUUUUGUUUGUUUUUUUGAGUCUUUGGGAAUUAGAUUGUGAGGAAGAAUUAAAUGGGUUUUUUUUUUCAUUUGCUGUAUCGUCAUUUUGUUUGGGGUUUUAUGGGAGAUAAAUGUCUACCAUAAAAAUUUAGAAGCACUAUGCAAAUAGAAAAGAAGCAAAUUGUUUUACAGAAGCUAAGCAGCUUGAUUGUGCAUAUUUUCAAAAGUUUCUAAUUUGCUUGUAAUUAUUGCAGUGCUGUGUAUAUUCAGCCUGUAUAGUAUAAGUGGCAAUGGCAAAAGCUUAUCAGAUGUGCUGUAGCUGUAAUACAAUUGCAGACAUAAGAUUUCUAACAAUGUACUACUAAUUUAUGUGCAAAGAAAAAUCCUACUUUUAAAAUGUAAACUAGUCUGUUGCUAAUAAAUUAUCACGGAUUAGGAGA
Messenger RNA from Pomacea canaliculata, 3481 nucleotides. RefSeq names its product transcription factor 25-like. Gene Ontology annotation, cellular component: RQC complex. The record is from RefSeq and is a predicted model, not a curated record. The transcript is spliced from 18 exons. The coding region runs from base 441 to 2318 and encodes 625 amino acids. Lineage: Eukaryota; Metazoa; Mollusca; Gastropoda; Architaenioglossa; Ampullariidae.